CGGGGCCCCUGCCACCUUCGUCUAUCUACAUCUCACACAACAUAUAAAUCUUCUCAUUGUGAGAAGAACCACGUAAAAGAAGAGGAUUCUUCAAGGUAGAAGCCAUGGCUGGCCACGGUAAGACGAAGACGACAACGACGACGACGACGCGAUGGGGAUUACUGCAAAGUCCCACCCAAUGGCUGUUUGAGCACCAGAUUGGCGUCUCGUUCAAUCUCAUUUUGACGCUCUUCCUUAUUCACACGUUUUUGCCCAACGAGCGAUCAUUUACAUAUAAAUUCUUCACUUUAUCGGGCUACAACCCUGCUACGGGGAAGUAUGCUACAUCGCACGAUGAUCUGUAUUUUGUCGGCUUUUGCGUGGUGCUAUUCUGCGGCAUCCGCGCCAGCUCAAUGCAAUAUGUGCUCGCGCCAUUUGCCAGGUACUGGGGUCUGACGAACAAGAAGCGCAUCACGCGGUUUGCCGAGCAGGGUUGGAUGUUUAUGUAUAAUGCUAUCUUCUGGACCUUGGGAAUGUAUAUAUACAUCAAUUCACCAUACUUUCUGAAGCUAGAGGAGCUGUGGACUGAUUGGCCUCAGAGGGAGAUGGACGGUCUUACGAAGGGUUAUGUGCUGGCACAACUCGCGUAUUGGACACAACAGCUGCUCGUCGUCAAUCUCGAGACCCGACGACAUGACUAUUGGCAGAUGAUCGCUCAUCAUGUCGCCACCACUACACUGAUAGCUUCCGCAUAUGUUAAUCAUCAUACGCGGGUCUCCAACCUGAUAUUCGUCUUGAUGGACAUUAUCGAAUUGAUUUUCCCACUUGCGAAAUGCCUCAAAUGUCUAGGAUUUACAACUAUCUGUGACGUCAUCUUUGGCAUAUUCAUGGUCACUUGGCUGGUCACGCGACAUAUAUUCUAUCUCAUGGUGUGCUGGAGCGUCUAUCGCGACUCGCCACGACACAUGCCUACAUCAUGCUAUGACGGCCCAGCGGACAAUCUUCGAGGCCCAUUCCCUGCUCCAGAGGGACGAUCAUAUCUUCUCGAGCCCUUCCGUAACCCUGGGGGCAUCGUCUGCAUGACCGAAGGGAUCCGUAUCGGAUUCUUGUCGUAUCUGCUCGUCCUCCAAGCUAUCAUGAUUCCUUGGUCUGCGGCGAUCGUCCGCGUGGCUAUCCAAGUUUUGAGAGGCGACAACGCUGAAGACGUCCGGAGCGACGACGAAGAGGAGGAGGAAGUCGAGGAGGAUGAGAAGGUCGGAUUCGAAAACGCGCAGGGCGGCAUCGAGGAAGAGGUCGGGGCGGAAGUCAUCGAUUUCGAUGCGUGGAAACGAAGGAGCGGCGUUAAGCAGCAGCACACGGGGAGGUCGAGCGGUGCGAGUAUAUCAAGGCAUAGCGAUCGAAAGGAAUUGCUGAAUCGCAUCGGGUGCGAGAGGCAGAUUGAGUGAACGUGGUCGUGGCGGGGGUAUGGCUUGUAUGGAGUCUGCCGGCUUAUCGCCGUUCCGUACCGGGUGGUAUUUCCGCUUUGAACUACGAAUAGCCUGUCAGUACUGUAGUCAAUCAAUUACCCUCGAUUCAAUUGCUGCCUG
Messenger RNA from Xylaria bambusicola, 1565 nucleotides. Its product is annotated as longevity-assurance protein. Gene Ontology annotation, cellular component: membrane. Gene Ontology annotation, biological process: ceramide biosynthetic process. Gene Ontology annotation, molecular function: sphingosine N-acyltransferase activity. The transcript is spliced from 4 exons. NCBI's taxonomy places the organism in Eukaryota, Fungi, Ascomycota, Sordariomycetes, Xylariales, Xylariaceae. Bases 105 to 1424 code for a protein of 439 amino acids. The record is from RefSeq and is a predicted model, not a curated record.